UGGAUAUAAAAAGCCGAAAACCGCUUCCUUGGUUUCGGUGCUUGGGGGAGACGAAGUCGGGAGAAAACAAUUAAAAAGGGGGAGUUUAGAGAGGUCGAGGAGGACCGCUCGCUCGGGUCGAUAGUGAUGGUGAGUGGAGUAAUGCAGAGGCUUGGAGGAGGGGGAGAGGCGUGAAAGAAACCACUUUCUCGGGUUCUUUUCAUAGCUUUUUUAGAAGAUUUCGUGCUUUUUUUUUUUUCUUUGUUUCCGAUCGGUUUUUGGUGUUUGAGCGGGGAGAAACGGGCGAAUUUCGGUUAAAAAUCGAAGCUUGGAAGGUUUAAGCUCGGCUAAUGGCGAAGAGGGUCAGUUGAACUGGAGCUUCUGCUGUUGUGUUGAUCUGGUUUUGAUUUCAAUAGUUUGGGUUUGAAGAGCUGCAGCUCAAGAUCUCUCCGGAAAACCUACAAAAAUUAAAACUCUGCUUGCUUUCUGAGGCGGACGAGUUCUAGGAGGAGAAGAAGAGGAUAAAAAGGGUCGGACAGGGGUCUCCCGGCCCGAUCCGGUGGAGAGGAGGGGAGGCAGAGAAGGAGGAGAGCAAAGGAUGAUGUUCGGAUCUCCUCCGACGGCGGCGGAGAAGGAUCUGAAAGUUCCGUACCUAGCGGCAACGGCGCCUUUCAACCACACGAAAGAGGAAUCCGAUAUCCUGCACGGCCAGCAGCAGCAGCAGCAGCAGAUGAGUUCCGGCUUGCUCCGGUACCGAUCGGCUCCGAGCUCGCUGCUUGGGGAGGUGUGCGAGGACUUCCUCCCGGCGAGACCCUCGAGCCUCCAGACGGAGGCCAUGUUCGCCCGCUUCCUGGCGCCGGAUCCCAGGGACGAGAUCCGGAACAAACCGGCCUCCGCCGGCGGCGGACAGAGGAGCCCCCAGUUCGCCCCGCCGGCGCCUCCGGCGGCGGCAUCCGCGACGAUGGAGCACGGCGGGGCGGAGGAGCUCGCGGGCCAGCAGAGCGGCGGGUUCUCUGCUUCCCAGCUGCUGUAUCACUCGCAGCAGCAGCAGCAAUUGCCGAGCCCCAGCCCGGUCGAGAGCUCGUACCGUGUAGUGAGUUCGAUGGCCAUGGAGGCGGAGCAGAUGAAGACCGCUGCCGGAGCCGCCGUUGGCGGCGAUGGCGGGAACUGCUUCAAUCUCAUUCGGCACAGUAGCUCCCCCGCGGGCUUUUUCUCACGCUUCGAUGUAGAAAAUGGCUAUGCGAUGAUGAGAGGCAUCACGGGUUUCAGCAAUGGGAAUGGCUCCAUGGGGGAUGGCACAAAUCCUCCAAAGGGUCAGAUAAGCUUCUCUUCAAGGCAAAACUCCUCGGCCGGGCUCAUGUCUCAGAUCUCUGAGAUAGGGAGCGAGUGCAUGGGGGGACGUAGCCCAGAAGAUGGUAACUUGGGAGUCGGCAAUGGCGGCGGCCGGUGUUACAUGCCGGGCUUUCCGGCUGCCUCCUGGGAUGACUCCCCUCUGCUUUCCGAUAACUACUCGGGGCUUAAAAGAGCCAGAGAGGCCGAGGGGAAGAUGACCGCGGGUCUCAACCCAUCAAACCCUCAGAAUGGAGAUAUCAGGAGCCAUGCAUCGGGUCUCACCCAUCAUUUUAGCUUGCCAAAGACCUCGUCGGAGAUGGCUGCAAUCGAAAAAUUUAUACAGUUCCAGGAUGCUGUUCCUUGCAAGAUCCGAGCCAAACGGGGUUGCGCCACUCACCCACGAAGCAUUGCCGAGAGGGUGAGAAGGACUAGAAUUAGUGAAAGAAUGAGGAAACUACAAGAGCUUGUGCCUAACAUGGAUAAGCAAACCAACACUGCUGACAUGUUAGAUCUGGCUGUCGACUACAUCAAAGAACUCCAGACACAAGUCAAGACCCUAUCGGAGACCCGUGCGAGCUGCACCUGUUCUGCGAGCAAGCAGAAGCCAUGCCCGAACCCGGCUGUGUGAACCUAGCGUAUAGAAAAGCGAAGAUGGUGGAGGAGGUGAUCUUAGAACCAGAGAUGUCUCAUUAGGGAUGAACUUUCUACCAGUGGGAGAAGGCCCCAAAUGAAGCAGACAAGGAGGAGGAGGGAAAUGUAUAGCUAUCACUAUUAGAAAGUCAUAUAGCUGCCGUUUUGUAUGUAUUUUCACUUUGCUCUAAUUAAUUAUAUCUCAUCCACUCCACAAAGGAGUUUGCUAAAUUUACUUCAA
Messenger RNA from Phoenix dactylifera (date palm), 2182 nucleotides. RefSeq names its product transcription factor bHLH122-like. Gene Ontology annotation, biological process: regulation of transcription by RNA polymerase II. Gene Ontology annotation, cellular component: nucleus. Lineage: Eukaryota; Viridiplantae; Streptophyta; Magnoliopsida; Arecales; Arecaceae. Gene Ontology annotation, molecular function: DNA-binding transcription factor activity, RNA polymerase II-specific; RNA polymerase II cis-regulatory region sequence-specific DNA binding; protein dimerization activity. The record is from RefSeq and is a predicted model, not a curated record.